GGAGGGGACAGAGAGAGAGUGAAAUCAAGUCAAGGUCAAGGAGCUAGGGCUCCUUCUGCUGUAGCAGUGGUCAGUGGAUCCCAUGUUAUAAUUCCCUUAUUUGUGAGUUUUUAAAUUGCCCCAGGGAUUCCUUCAGCUUUAUUUGGACAUGUAGAGGCCAUUCUUCCAUAACUGGGAUCUCUGACUGCGACCUCUUCUUAAAUAGUGUAUGGUCCAUAAAGAGUCAGACUGAAUUUCCUUGCUCCUGAGGGGCAACACUGGCUCAGAAAAGGGCUCCUUACCUGUAGAGGCUGGGUCGUUUCCUGACCCUCAGCGUUCUGAUCUCCUAAGGAUCCUUCUGUUUCCCUUCCUGAAGCGGCUGGGGAGAGUGAAACAGGGACUGGCUGGAUGGAAGGUUCUCAUGGGAGGGGCCAAGUCCCUGACCCUCAUUUUACAGGGUAUCAUCAGGGCUGAUGGCCUUGGCGGCAUGUCACACCCAUAUGGCACUUUUUAUCCCAUCACCUCACUUAAACCUUCCACAUCUGUGAGGAAAGCAGGGUAGGGAUUGUGAUUCCCAUUUUACUGAUGUGGAAACUGAGAAGGGAUUUGUGGGACAGUAGCAAGCUCAAGGCAAGUGCCAGGUCUCCUGAUUCCUAGUCUAAGGUUUUUUUCACCCUCGCGAUCCCAAAUUUUGGUGAGAAUCAGAACAUUUUCAUUAUACAACUCUCAUCAAAAUAAAAUGCACCUGUGCCCACAAGCACUUUCUGAGGAAGCAGGGUGGGUUCCUGGGACACUUCUCCAGGGCGGGCUGAGCCCGGGGUGUCCCGAUGCUCGCGGCUGGAGAUCCCUGUGUGAAUUCCCUCCUAGACUCGGACAGAAGACCGAGCAAGCCCACAGCUUCCCCUGGGUGACCGGCAGGGCCGGCUUGGUGCCCGGGGAUGAAACAAAGCGCAUGAUUGUCCGCCGACUUCCCCCUUAUUACCAACCCCACCCUUCUUUCCUCCCAUCCUCUCUGCCCAUUCUGACUUGCCGUCACCCUGCCUUCAGCUGGAGAUCAACGACAUGACCAAGGUGUGGGGCCUGGAAGUGGACCGAGUGGAGCUGACGGUGGAGGCCGUGCUGCAGGCGCCCCCGGAGACCCCCGCUCUGCCCGGCCUGGACAGCGCCAUCCAACAGCUGGCGCUCCACUUCUUUGGUGCCGGCGGCAGCGGACACGCUCCUGUGACAACCGAGACAGACACCAUGGAGAUAGUGAAUGAAGUAGAAGGGUCGCCCCCCUCUGCCAACAACCCAACUGGCAAUGGCAGCACAGAGAAAAGGCCAACGGUGGAGGAGCUGCUGGCCGCCGUGGAGCUGUUUCUGUCUGAAGCUUUGGUCAGUCAAGUCCAAGCGUGCUACCAGUUCAACAUCUUCCUGCCUACCAGUGCCCAUAACACCUACUUCAUUGAUCUCACUACAGGGAGCGGGAAGAUCGGGCACGGGGCGCCUGAAGGCAGCCCAGAUGUCGUUUUGGAAAUGACCGAGGCCGAUCUGCUAGCCCUGUUUUCGGGGGAACUGCGGCCCCUCGGAGCCUAUAUGAGCGGGCGGCUGAAGGUGAAGGGGGAUUUGAACGUGGCCAUGAAGCUGGAGCUGCUCCUGAAAGCCAUGGGGUAGCGGAAGAGCGGCAAGGUCUGCCUCUGUCCCCUGCGCGAGUCCCCAGCCCUCUGAGGUGCUUGUUGGCUACUUCUUUGGAAUAUAAAAUGGCACUGGCAAAGGGGAUGGUUCCUGCCCUUUCCUGCUCUGGUUCUCCCGUCUUCCUCACCCAGUUUCAUUCUUGUGAUAUUUUCCUGAGGUUCAGCCCUGUGCCGGGGACACCACGGAGCAGGAGAAGACCAAUGUGUGCUCUCCAGGGACUCCUGCCGUGUCUGUGGAGACAGGACCACCCUGGGCAACCCCAGGAGCAUGACCCGGCAAUCUAUAACCCAGUGUUGGAGUGUGCUGCUGGGAACAUUGUGUGGCAGGAGGUCAGCAGGAAGGCAGUAAUGAUCAAGAACUGCAAUAAUGGGGAAAGCUUCAGCUGGACCUUGGAGGAGGAGGAGGAGGAGAAGGAGAAAGAGGAGAAGGAAGAAGAGGGGAACACUGCCAGCUCAGCCCAGGAAGACAGGCCUCCUACAACCAAUGGAAUCCAGAAGAGGAACCAGGGGACUAGGGACAGAAGCUGGGGGCUCUGGGGCCCUGGCAACGCCUUAGAAUGGGGAGAAGGGGCUGGCCCCUUCCCCAGCAGGUCUGCAACCUCUUGGGACUGAGGGGUGUCUGUCUUCCCCAUGCUGCAUGUGAUGGGGAGGUGGGGAGGUGGGGCACGUUUACAGAUCCUGGCUCUAGACUGAAUUGUUUUUGUUUGUGUUUUAAAUUAAAAGACUAAAAAACCUGAUUUGUGUGUUUAAAAUCGAGAAAGAAAGGCAGAUUCUGUGGAGGAAUCCCAGAGCCCACCCAGCUAGUUAAAAAUCACCUGUGUUUCCAAACAGGGUAUGAAUCUCGGGUUCUCCUGCCAUUGUUUUCAUCCUGGAAGUAAAGGAGUGAAAAGUUCAGGAAAAUCACAGAUUCCAGAGUCUCAUUCCCCUGGGCCUGAUCUGCUCCUGUCUUCCCCAAGGUGGGGAAUAGUUUAGUCAAGUGGAAAAAUCCCAGGACCAGGAGCCAUGGAAUCCCAGCUUUGUUAGCAAACUUACCAGCUGGAUCUUCCACUUUGAUACUCUAGCUGUGGUCCUCAAAGUAAAGUCCAAAAAAUUGUUGGGGUCUCUGAAACCCUUUCAGAGGGUCUACAAAUUCAAAAUGAUUUUUUAUUUCUAAUAUAGUAAAUAGCUAUAAAUAUAACCCAUGUGAACAAAAACUCUUUGAACAGAUCCUCGAUAGUUUUUUAACAACAUGAAGAUACUGAGAACAAAAAUUUGAGAAUCACUGCAGUCUACAGCUUAGUUCUUAGGAUCUCAGAGAACUUCUUGGGCUACCUGCUCUUCUAAAUGGAGAAGCAGACUUUGGGAAGGUAAGUGCCUUGCCCAAAGUGGUAAAUCUGGUUAAGAAGAUGACCUAUACUUAUGACUCCUAAUCCAGUGGCCCUUUCCAGAAGAGCAAAAAGUUACCUCUGUGCCCCAAGUCUCAAAGAACAUGUUUUUGGCAAGUGGGAGAACGAACAAGAAGCAGGAUGUGGGACAGGAAGGAGCGUAGUUUAGGGGAAAGGAGAACUAUGACAUGGGUAACAUCACUCAAGAGUUUCAGUUUCUGAAAAAUAAGAAAGGGUGGGUAGAGAAGCAGAAGUGAAAGGAAACCAAAACUACUCUUGUUAGUUGUGGAGUUUGAGGGAGGGCAAUUUAGGGCUAUUUGGAAGGUGGCCCGCCUGUCCUUACAAGGAAAAGUGACGCUCCCUUCCCUUUCUUUCCACCAGAUAUGGUAUAGUGCAUCCCCAAGGUGUGUCCCCAAGGAACUUUAGUUUUCAUCUUUUAAGCUGACCAAAUGCCAAAUGUGCAAUUAUAUAGGACGUUAUUUUUAUUCACCAAACAAGAAAUUGGAAAACAUUUUUUUUAAAGACAUUUUUUAUUCUUAUUUUGUAUUUUUUUUGUGAUGUUAGCACGUGCCUGAGCAUUCUUGACACAGCCAUACUUUCACUUUUCAUUUGGAUACAAAGCUAGGGAGACUGGGAUCCAAGUCUUCCUGAAUGGCCAGGAGCAGGUCAUUAACUUCUCUAUGCCCCAUAACUCUCUGAAUUAUAGAUGGGUUCACAGUUUGCAUCAGUAGAGGGAAUCUGCACACUGAGAGUUCCUUUUAUGGAUGAAAUAGAUCUGAACCCUCCUCUUCUCUCCUGAAAAAGAUAAAAUGUUAAAACCUAAAUUGGACAGAUUUUUUUAAAUUAUUUUUUAAUUGAGAGCUUGAAUAAAAACAGGCAGUUAAAUAGCUUGAGGCUUGAGUAGAUCUUGAGAUUUAUUGAAAUGUUUGAAUCCUCCCUCACACAUUUACUAGUCGUAUGAUAUCAGAGAAAUCACAAUCUCUCUAAACUUCAGUUUUCUUCUCUGUAAAAUGAAGGGUUAUGUUCGGUUUUAAUGCCAUAUUUCAGGAAGGAUAUUGAUAAGUUGUAAGAUAUCCAGAGAAAGCCAGACAGGAUGAUAACGGUCACGCCUUAGGCCUGUCACUUAAUGCUUGAAGAGGCAAAGGAGCUCCUUAAAUCCAAAGCCACAUGUGGGGAUAGGGCACGCCAUCUUGGUAAAGCACUGAACUUUAUUAUUGUCUACAUCCACUAUAAGAACCUAAAUCCCAUUCAGUUGCUUAAUUCGUGCCUGCUCUGUAGGGACCUAAAGUUUAAUCUUAUCAUCAUACUUAGUGUUUUUAGUGGGAGAAACAGUAGUUUCUUAAAACAGAUCAGUAAACUUAAUGCUGAUCCUUAUUAAGAUAUUAAAAUAGAAUUAGCAGUCUUAGGAGAUCUGGAUGCAAGUCCCCGUUUAAUUAAACCCAAGUUAUUGGUCUCCCCUCCCCUCUCUCAUUUCAGUUCAUUUGAAAAAUAAGGGGAGAGACUGAAAGUUUCCUUUCUAAAUAGCAUUCCAUGGGUCUAGUUGAAGCAACCUUAUUUUCCCUUUUGUGAGAUAUUGUUAGAGUAUUUUUUGAUUAUACCAAAGCUUUUGAAUUUUUGAAUACUUUUGAAUUUGGGUGCCUGCCACCCAAUUGACCCACUACAAAUUGAAUUUGUAGGUCCAUCAGCAUAAUUCGCCCUUUUAUACUCACACUAAACCCCAACCAGAUUCACCAGGGGUUCACCAGUGGAACACCCAUACUUAGGUUCAAUUCUCUGUCUUCCCAAUAGAAACAAAGUUCACACCAAAGGGAUUCUCAGCUUUGAUUAGCUUCUGCCUGCCUGAUCAAGUUUAUGCCUCCUUCCUGACAAGAAAGCCCGAGAGUUUUUGCUCUUAUGUCUGCCAUGAUGGACAGUCCAGCUGUAACAUGGAGACUCAUUCAAAAUCUUUGUUAUUUUUCCUAGGUCAUUAAAGUAGUUUUUUGAGAGCCUGAUCAGUAUAGCGCUAAAUAAAUAGAUUAAUUUAGGUAGUAUUGUCAUCUUUAUUAUAUUUGCUCGCCCAAUCCAAGAGCAUUUAAUAUUCUUCCAAUUGAUUAGAUCAGACUUAAUUUAUGUGGAAAGUGUUUUGUAGUUUUGCUCAUAAAGUUUCUGAUUCUCCCUUGGCAGAUAGAUUCCCAAGUAUUUUAUACUAUCAGUAGUUACUUUAAAUGGAAUUUCUCUUUGUAACUCUGACUGUUGGAUUUUGUUAGUGAUAUAUAAGAAUGCUGAUGACUUAUGUGGGUUUAUUUUGUAUCCUGCAACUUUGCUAAAGGUGUAGAUUAUUUCUAAUAACUUAGUAGAAUCUCUGGGGUUCUCUAAAUAUACCAUCAUAUCAUCAGCAAAGAGUGAUAAUUUGGUUUCCUCUUUACCUACUCUAAUUCCUUUAAUCUCUUUCUCGAUUCUUAUUGCCGAGGCUAGUGUUUCUAAUACAAUAUUGAACAGUAACAGUGAGAGUGGGCAACCUUGUUUCACUCCUGAUCUUACUGGGUCAUUCAAAAUCUUAAACAUGACUUUUGGGUGGUUUUUGAAUGGCUGUGGUGAUGUGUGAGCUUGGCUGCUGGGCCUGCUUUUAUGAAGAGUGUAUUUCAUUAGCUUCCUUGCAAGAUUAUGGCAGUUCUUGUCGGUCUUCCUCCUGCCCCUGGCCAGCCACAAUGCUGAAUUUCAUCCUGGUUAAUAAUCACAGAAAUCUAUUUUGUCUUUUGUUGCAAAGCAAUGUUGUGAGACAAACACUGUGUGUUUGUCGCUUCUUUUUGUAGUUUGAGGCUCAGAGAAGCGCAAUGCCUUCCUCAUGGUCACACAUUCAAGCAUCAGAGCUGAGAUUGCAAAUCUAGUACUCUUGGACCUAUACCAUGAUACCCUCAAUAAGGGGCCAUGAUGGGUAGACACCCUCCCCAUUUCCUCUCUGUGCCAGAUUCUCUCUUAAAAUUACAACACAUAGAUAUAUACAUACACAUCCAUGUAGACAUAAAUAUAUAAUUCUGUAUAUGUUGACUUCGUUAGAAUAUGAGCUUCUUAAGGACAGACCCAUACUUUUUUCCUUUUCUUUGUAUUCCUGGAUCUUAACACAGUGCCUGGCAUUUAAUAAUAUUGGUAAUUUAAUUUAAUAAUAUUGAUCAUUGAUUGAAAAUCUCCUUGUAGGAGGUAGCAGUUAAAACUGAGUCUGAAAAGAUCUAAGAAUUCUAAAAGGCGAAGGUAUAAAAGGAAGGCAUUUCAGGUUUGUGCAGCUGACAAAGAGGUGGUAGAUGGAGUAAUGAAUCGGAGGGAACAGCUUAUUUGUGAUUUAGAAGAGUCACAUGGAAGUAAUAAGGACUGUCUGAAAAGUAUGACUGGAGCCAAAUUGUGAAUGGUGAAUAAAUACUAAAAGCAGGUGUGUACAAUAAAGAAUAUAGUCCCCACAAUA
This is a messenger RNA of Antechinus flavipes (yellow-footed antechinus), 6452 nucleotides long. Its product is annotated as stomatin-like protein 1. NCBI's taxonomy places the organism in Eukaryota, Metazoa, Chordata, Mammalia, Dasyuromorphia, Dasyuridae. The transcript has 3 exons. The record is from RefSeq and is a predicted model, not a curated record. Bases 1042 to 1632 code for a protein of 196 amino acids.